CGAAAAGAGACCAUUUUUCUUUAGAUUUUAAGCUUUUGAUUUGGAGGUGACGGAAAGAAUUAACAAAAUGUCAGACACUUACGCUAAGAAAAGAUGGCUUCCUCUUGAAGCAAAUCCUGAUGUCAUGAAUCAGUUUCUUUGGGGUCUUGGUUUACCAGAAGAAGAAGCUGAGUGCAAUGAUGUAUAUGGCUUUGAAGAUGAAUUGCUUGAAAUGAUCCCAAAGCCGGUUCUUGCUGUGCUUUUGCUAUAUCCACUCACUGCUGAGAGUGAAGCGGAGAGAGUGAAGGAAGAUAGUGUCGGAAAGGAUUACAACAAGAAAGUUUAUUUUAUGAAACAGACUGUGGGAAAUGCUUGUGGGACUGUUGGGCUUCUCCAUGCUCUUGGAAAUGUCACAUCAGAGAUUAUGUUUCAAGAAGGUUCCUUCCUAGAUAGGUUUUACAAAAUCACCGCAAAUAAGGAUCCAACAGAGCGUGCUGAGUUUCUUGAGAAAGAUACUGAAAUGGAAGUUGCUCAUUGCGUAGCAGCUAGUGCUGGUGAUACUGAGGCUUCGGAUGAUGUGGACACUCAUUUUAUUUGCUUCUCUUGUGUCGAUGGUGAACUUUAUGAACUUGAUGGAAGAAGGGAAAGACCAGUAUCACAUGGACCUACCUCACCAAGUACUUUACUCAAGGAUGCAUCUAAGGUCAUAAAGGGAAUGUUUGAGAAAAACCCCACUUCUUUGAACUUCAAUGUGAUUGCCAUAUCAAAGAAGGCUGUGUAAUUGAAGCAUAGUUUCAAACUAUUUAAUGCACUAUUUUCCAUGAAACAGAGUACACUGUUUAUGCUA
This is a messenger RNA of Amaranthus tricolor (Joseph's coat), 826 nucleotides long. RefSeq names its product ubiquitin carboxyl-terminal hydrolase 3. Lineage: Eukaryota; Viridiplantae; Streptophyta; Magnoliopsida; Caryophyllales; Amaranthaceae. The record is from RefSeq and is a predicted model, not a curated record. Gene Ontology annotation, molecular function: cysteine-type deubiquitinase activity. Gene Ontology annotation, biological process: protein deubiquitination; ubiquitin-dependent protein catabolic process. The coding region runs from base 68 to 760 and encodes 230 amino acids. The transcript has 9 exons. Gene Ontology annotation, cellular component: cytoplasm.